Aspergillus ibericus CBS 121593 is the source of this 11844-nucleotide messenger RNA. RefSeq names its product putative hybrid PKS/NRPS enzyme EqiS-like protein. The record is from RefSeq and is a predicted model, not a curated record. Gene Ontology annotation, biological process: fatty acid biosynthetic process; secondary metabolite biosynthetic process. The coding region runs from base 1 to 11820 and encodes 3939 amino acids. Gene Ontology annotation, molecular function: 3-oxoacyl-[acyl-carrier-protein] synthase activity; phosphopantetheine binding; fatty acid synthase activity. Lineage: Eukaryota; Fungi; Ascomycota; Eurotiomycetes; Eurotiales; Aspergillaceae. The transcript has 9 exons.
AUGACUGCCUCAUCUGUGACCCCCGAGCCCAUCGCCAUCAUUGGCAGCGGCUGUCGGUUCCCCGGCGAAGCCAGCAGCCCAUCCCGUCUCUGGGACCUGCUGCAAGCCCCCAGAGAUUGUCUCACAGAGAUCCCCAAGGACCGCUUCAAUUGGGAGGGCUACCGCUAUCCUGAUGGCCCCCGGCAUGGCAGCAGCACCACCAAGUACACUCACUUCAUCAAAGAGGAUAUUCGCCGAUUUGACCCGCACUUCUUCAACAUCCAACCCGCUGAGGCUGAUGCCAUUGACCCGCAGCAGCGUCUGCUGCUCGAGACCGUCUACGAGGGAAUCGAAUCUGCCGGCCUGACCAUUGAGGGUCUGCAAGGGUCCCCAACUGCAGUCUAUGUAGGCAUGAUGGGCUGUGACUAUGCCGAUGUGAUACAGGGAGAUGUUGAUUGCACGCCUACCUAUGCUGGUACCGGUACAUCCCGCAGUAUCCAUUCCAACCGUAUCUCAUACUUCUUUGACUGGCAUGGUCCCUCCAUGACUAUUGAUACGGCCUGCUCGUCGAGUAUGAUGGCUAUCCAUCUGGCCAUGCAAUCGCUGCGCAGUGGCGAAUCCAAGGUCGCUCUGACUGCCCAAGACAACUAUGUCGUGUUGAGCAACCUAAACAUGAUUGCCGCCGACGGACGCGCAAAGAUGUGGGAUGCGGAUGCCAACGGCUACGCCCGCGGUGAAGGUGUCGCCGCCGUUAUCCUCAAGCCCCUGAGCGCCGCCAUUGCCGAUGGGGACCAUAUCGAGUGCGUGAUUCGUGAAACCGGCAUCAACCAGGAUGGUCGGACCCGUGGUAUCACCAUGCCGAGCAGUACCGCACAGGCAGACCUCAUCCGCCAGACCUAUGCUCGUGCGGGAUUGGAUCUCUCCCGCAGAGAAGAUCGUCCUCAGUAUUUUGAGGCCCACGGAACAGGCACCAUGGGUCUGACCCCCGAGGAUGAUAUCUACAUCGGCUCCAUCAAAACGGUUAUUGGCCACACUGAAGGUGCCGCGGGUAUUGCCGGUGUAUUGAAAGCCUCGCUGGCUCUACAGAAUGCACAGGUUCCGCCCAACUUACUGUUUAAUCGUCUCAGUCCAGCUGUCGCUCCUUUCGCCAAGCAUCUUCGUCUUCCCACGACGUUGAAGCCAUGGCCUGCUCUGCCCCAGGGUGCUCCACGACGAGCAAGUGUGAAUAGUUUCGGCUUCGGUGGUAGCAACGGCCAUGCUAUUCUGGAAAGCUACGAGCCACCCAAAGCAUCGGUGACCGAUGGAGCCAGUGCCCUGAUCGCCACUCCAUUCGUGUUCUCGGCUCAGUCCGAACGAACCUUGGUAGCCAUGCUGGAGCGCUUUGCGGACUACCUGCAGGGUGACUCCACCCCCAGCCUUCGCGAUGUCGCAUGGACCUUGCAUACCAAGCGGUCGACAUUCGGGGUGCGGUCCGCCAUCACCGCCGCGAAUACGGACGAGUUGAUCUCCAAGGUGCAGGCCAAAUUGAAGGCGGCAGGAGAAACCCCCGUCGGUGUGAAGUCGACUUCCAAGCGUGGAGAUCGUAUCCUGGGCAUCUUCACCGGCCAGGGUGCACAAUGGGCCACCAUGGGACGAGAGCUUCUCCGGAGCUCCUCUACAGUGCGCAAGAUCAUCAGCACUCUCGACAAGUCGUUGGCCCAGCUCCCACCCAGCGACCGACCUCCUUGUUCCAUCGAGCAGGAGAUGAUGAACGACGACAAUGGCCGCAUCGGCCAGGCAUCCGUCUCACAGCUCCUGUGCACGGCGGUGCAGAUUGUCUUGGUGGAUAUGCUGGAGAGUGCCGGCGUGCGUUUCAGGGCUGUCGUGGGUCAUUCGUCUGGCGAGAUUGGCGCGGCGUAUGCGGCCAAGUUCAUCACCGCCACGGACGCCAUUCGCAUUGCCUACUACCGCGGUCUCUAUGCGAAGUUGGCCGGUGGAAAGGAGGGACAGUCCGGAGCAAUGAUGGCGGCCGGGACCUCGCUGGACGACGCUCGAGAACUCUGUGCGCUUCCCGAAUUCGAGGGUCGUAUCAGCGUGGCGGCCUUCAACUCCUCGGCCAGUGUGACGCUUUCCGGUGACAAGGACACCAUCGAACAGGCCCAGCUGGUCUUUACGGAGGAGAAAAAGUUCGCCCGCGUGCUGAGGGUAGAUACUGCGUACCACUCGCAUCAUAUGCAGCGCUGUGCCGAGCCCUAUGUCGCGGCGUUGAAGGCCUGCCAGAUCGUACCCCAGACGCCUCCCGCUGAUGCCCCCGUGUGGUUCUCUAGCGUGCGCAAUGGAGAGCAGAUCGUGGGCAGCCCGGCUGACCUCGCUGCGCAGUAUUGGGAAUCCAACAUGACCCAGCCGGUCCUGUUUGCCACGGCCCUGGAAGCCGCCCUCACCCACAGCGGACCCUUCGAUCUGGCCAUCGAGGUCGGACCCCAUCCGGCUCUGCAGGCCCCGGCCACCCAGACCAUGCAGGAUGUCUCCCAGGGCAAAACUCCGUACACCGGCGUGCUGUCCCGCGGCAAGAACGAUGUGACCACCUUUGCGGAGGCAUUGGGCGUGGCCUGGACGCAUUGUGACCGAGCCACCGUCGACUUUGCUGCCUAUGAUCGACGAUUCUUCCCCGACGGCAGCCCCGUAUCCUUUGUGAAGACCCUGCCGGCGUAUCCCUGGGACCACGAACGCUCCUACUGGUACGAGUCUCGUACGGAAAAGAGCCAGCGACUUCGGUCUGGCCCUGUCCACAACUUGCUGGGUGUCCCCUACGGCGACAUCACCGACACGGAGGUCAAGUGGCGCAACUUCCUGAUCCCGAACGAGAUCCCCUGGCUCAAAGGCCAUCAGCUGCAAGGCCAGGCGGUCUUCCCUGCCGCGGCUUACGCGGCCAUGGCCUGGGAAGCAGCCUUGUUGCAGGUCGGCGAGCAUCAACCCGUCCGAGUUGUCGAAGUCACCGAUCUCACCAUCCAUCGGUCCAUCUCCUUCCCGGAUGAUGCCAGUAGCGUUGAAACGGUCCUCACUUUGGCCAACAUCACCCGCCGAGAGGGAGAUAGCUUCUCAGCGCAGUUCACCGUGCAGACCCCCCCGAACAAGGACUCGGAGAAGCUCGUCCUGGUGGGCAGCGGAAGUAUCUCGCUGCUCCUGGGGGCCCCGACGGCGGGCACGAUGCCUCCGCGCGCCGAGUCGUUGCCCAACAUGGUGGAUAUCGACCCGGAUGACUUCUACGGCUCGCUUUCGCAGCUCGGCUACGGAUACACGGGGUCGUUCCGUGCGAUGACUUCGUUGCAGCGCAAGAUGAACCAUUCCACGGGUACAUUUGAGAUCCCGACGGACGAAAAACUGCUGGUUCAUCCGGCUCUCCUGGACAUCGCCUUCCAGGCCCUGUUUGCCGCAUUGAGCUAUCCCGGGGAUGGCGCACUGUGGAGUCUGCACGUUCCCACAUCCAUUCGACGCAUCCGAGUCAACCCCUUCCAUUGCGUAUCCGAGGAUGACAUGCCUCUCGAGCUCUCUUUUGAUGCCACCCUGGUUGAAACCGUCACAGCGAACGAGACCCUGGGUGAUGUGGUGAUCCUUGCCCCAGACGGGCAGCAGGCCAUGUUGCAGGUCGAGGGUGUCUCAUCGGUGCCUUUCACCAAAGCGACCCAGGCAGAUGACCGGAACAUCUUCUCCGAGAUGGUGUGGAAGCGGGCGGAAGCGGAUGGAGCAUCCGUUCUGGCAGACCAUCGCGCAACUCCGGAGGAAAUUGAGCGCGCCUAUGCUUGUGAACGCGUGGCGCACUUCUACCUCAAGCAGCUUCAUUACCAGAUCUCUGCCGAGGAGGCGCGGUCCGCGGCUCCCCAUCAUCAGCGUCUGCUGGAUUUUGCUGCGCAUCUCGUUGCGGAAGUGGCUGGGGGGAAACGGUCUUAUACGGAGACCGCAUGGGUCAAGGAUACCGAGGAAGACAUUCACAAGCUCUUUGCGCAAUACCCUGAUGACAUCGAUCUCCGCAUUAUGCGGUCCGUCGGGGAGUCCUAUCCCUCGGUGGUCCGAGGCCACUCGAACCCGCUGGAGCAUCUGACCAAGGAUAACAUGUUGAACGACUUUUAUACUGAUGGAUUGGGCUUCCAUGUGGCCAACACAUGGGCGGCUGGCGUCAUCAAGCAGAUCUCGCACCGCUAUCCCCAUUUGAAUAUCAUGGAGAUUGGCGCCGGUACUGGAGGUGCCACCAGGACCGUCUUGGACCAGCUCGGCUCUGCCUUCCGGUCGUAUACCUACACCGACAUCUCCACGGCCUUCUUCGAGAAGGCGCAGGAGAAGUUUGCCGAUCUGUCCCACAAAAUGGUGUUUAAGGCCUUUGAUAUGGAGAAAGACGUCCAGAGCCAAGGCAUGGAACCUCACUCCUUCGACCUCAUCUUUGCAUCCAAUGUCAUCCACGCCACCAAGCGGAUUGAGGACGUGCUGCCUCAGGUGCGAGCCCUAUUGAAGCCCGGCGGCUACUUGGUGCUCCUGGAGAUCACGGACCAAAGACCCAGUCGCAUGGGCUUCAUCAUGGGUGGACUGUCCGGUUGGUGGCAAGGUGAGGAGCCGAGCCGUCGCUGGGCGCCUACCAUGCGGCCUGCGCAAUGGAACUCGGUGCUCCAGAAGACGGGAUUCUCGGGUCUGGAUACCAUCGUGAUGCCAGCAGACACUCUGCCAUAUCCCUUUUCGGUCGGUGUCGCGCAAGCCCUAGACGAUCGUGUCGACUUCCUCCGCCAACCGCUGUACUCCCAGGCCACCGAUGCCGAGCAUAUGGGCGAGCUAUUAAUCAUCGGUGGUCAGACGCUGGAAAGUUCCCGGUUGACAAAUGAUAUCAGCAAGGUGCUGGGUCGGCGGUUUGCAAGCACGACCAUCCUGGAGAGCCUGGCCGAGGUCACCCCGGACACGGUCAUCCCGCCCACAGUGCUGGUCCUGGUGGAGAUGGACGAGCCAAUCUUCCUCGACAUGACGGCCGACAAGCUGCAGACCCUCAAGGGCCUGUUUAAGAACGCCCGCAAUCUGCUGUGGAUUACACGGGGCUGUCAGAGUGCGAACCCGUACGCCAACAUGACCGUUGGUCUUGGUCGAUCCUUGAGCUGUGAGCUGCACGAGAUGCGACUGCAGUUCCUCGACAGCGAUCAGGAGGGUGUCGUCGAUGCCAACCUCGUCGGUAGCAUGCUUCUGCGCCUCCGCGCGACGGAUCUCUGGACUGCGCAGGACCCUAUGUCUGGGGAAAUGCUAUGGUCGACCGAGCCUGAAUGGCGAGUGACCAAGGACCAGGCGUUGCUCAUCCCACGUAUGUAUGAGCAUGAGGCCCAGAACAAUCGCUACAACUCCCGCAGACGGCAGAUCCGGCAGGACAUGGCUCUGGAGACGGCACAGGUGUCGAUUUCUGCGGCUGAGCCUUCGGGCUUCCGCCUCGCUGCGGAUGCUCGUUCGUCUACGCCAGGGCUGGUCUCCAUCCGUGUCUCUUGUUCCAUUCUGUCGUCCGUCAACGUGGCCGGUGCGGGAUACUUCUUCGUCUCUUUGGGAGUGGUCCAAGAGACCGGUCAGAUCGUCAUUGCUCUGUCGGAUUCGAAUGCUUCAUUUAUUGAAGUCCCCAAGGAGCACACUGUCUCGGUCACCGUGCAACCCGACCGAGAUCAGAGUCUUCUUCAGCGUGUUGGCUGGGAAUUACUUGCUCAGCUCGCCAUUUCUGCCACUCCAUCCCAAAAGGGAAUCUUGACUCGUGGCGUUGAGCCUGCAUGCUUCGCUAUCCUGUCCCGGCGGGCUGCUGAGCAGGGACGACGAGCAUAUCAGGUUACCGAUGACCCUGCUGCCGCGGGCCCGGAUUCAGUAUUCGUUCACCCUCUCGCCUUCGAGAGCGCCGUGAGGACCAUCCUCCCUGCGGGAGUGUCCAGUUUCUUGGAUCUGUCCAGAGAUGUUGCCCAGGAUGCUAUUCAUCGUCGCGUGGUGGCCACUCUUCCUCCUUUCAGUCAAGUCCUCACGCUGGCGUCUGUCUCCUCCCGCAUUGCUUCCGGGUCCAGUCUGACCGGCAAUACUGCUGGGCAAGAUCUCCUGAAGAAGGCCUGCUCCUACGCACAGGAAGCAGAUGCGGUGGCUCUCGACAAUACAGUAACCGCCGUUGCCGUGAAACAUGUGCCUCAGUUGGCCGCGGCGGAGCCCGCUUUCCAGAUUGUUGACUGGCUGGCGGAUGCUUCUGUUCCUGUGGAUGUCGAGCCUAUUGAACGCCUCGUCUCCUUCUCCCCCGAUAAGACAUACUUCCUGAUCGUAUUGACUGCUGACCUCGGACAGUCCCUGUGCGAGUGGUUUGUCCGCCUGGGGGCAAAGCACAUUGCUCUCACCAGCCGGAACCCUAAGAUCGAUCCGAAAUGGCUGAAGAGGCUGGCGGAUAUGGGAGCCAACCUCAAGAUUUAUUCCAUGGAUAUCACGGACAAGAACUCCUUGCAAUCCGUCUACGAGAACAUCUGCGAGACCAUGCCCCCCAUUGCCGGUGUGGCCAACGCUGCCAUGGUGCUUCAGGACAUCAUGUUCUCCAACAUGGAAAUCCACAAUAUGCUGCCCGUGCUGCGCCCCAAGGUCGAGGGCAGUAAGUACCUCGACGAGCUGUUCUCCCACCAGCCCCUCGACUUCUUCAUCCUUUUCUCCUCGCUCGGCUUGAUCGUCGGCAACAGUGGCCAGAGCAGCUACACGGCCGCCAACGGAUUCAUGGCUGCCCUGGCCGCCCAGCGCCGAGCAAGAGGUCUGGCUGCAUCAGUGAUGGACAUUGGCGCUAUCAUCGGUGCCGGGUACAUCACUCGUGCUGGCCAGAUCAAGCCCGGCGAUCUGCACGCGUACGGAGCGUACCCGCUGUCGACCUCGGACUUCCAGCAGAUGUUUGGGGAAGCAGUCCUGGCCAGUCCGCCCGACUCGGGCUGCAAUCCGGAAAUCGUCACUGGGUUGCGCAUGAUUGACCCCGUGGUCGAUGAUCGAGUCUCCUGGCGUGCGAACCCGAAGUUCUCUCACUUCUGGCGCUCCGAGCAGGACUAUGCCAGAGCGGAUUCUGGGUCCAAGCGAUCGGUGGCGCCGGUCAAGGUGCAACUUCUUGCAGCUACCAGCAAGGACCAGGCCAGGCAGAUCAUUCAAGAAUGUUUCUCGAACCGUCUCAUCGUUCUGCUGCAACUGCCUGCCGAGGAUAUGGAUGAGCACGCACCCCUCGUUGAACUGGGUGUAGACUCCCUUGUCGCUGUUGAGGCCCGCUCCUGGUUCACCAAGCAACUGGCGGUGGAUAUCCCCGUGCUACGCAUCUUGGGUGGUGCUUCAGUGGUAGAAUUGGUCGCCGAUGGCUUGGAGAAGCUGGCUCCCGAGUUGAUCCCCAACGUACAGACCAGCAGUGACGAGGAGGCGAAGGUCGAUGCACAAUCUGACACCAACACACCCUCUGAGGAUGACCUGGCUGCCUCCGUCCCCAGUAUCGUCCUGGAUACCCCGGAGAGCGCGAGCGUCACGCAAGAAACCGCUGCCAGCUCGGAGCCCGAGUACGAUGACUGCAGGGUCGAGAGCGAGAGCGAGGAGUUUGAGCCGGUCGUGAUGCGAUCCGAUUCAAUGUCCUAUGCCCAGGCUCGAUUCUGGUUCCUGCGACACUCGGUUGACGACCCAACCGCCUUCAACAUCACCUUUUCUCACAGUCUGACUGGAGAUGCCCACCCGGCCGAGUUGGCCAAGGCGGUCGAAGUCGCUGCGCAGCUGCAUGAGGGUCUCCGGACCUGCUUCUUCGAGCAGGAUAAUCGUCCUAUGCAGGGCAUCUUGGAGACUUCUCCCUUGCGCUUGGAGCGCCGUAAGAUCACUCGUGCCGAGGAGGCAACGACCGCGUACCAGCAGCUCGACAAGCAUGUGUACGAUCUCGAAUCGGGCCGGACGAUGCGCAUUCUGCUCCUGGAGCAGUCUCCCCGGUUGAGUUACCUGAUUGUCGGCUAUCACCAUAUCGCCAUGGACGGCGCUGGCUUCACCGGAUUCCUGCAGGAGCUCAUGCGGAUCGGCGGCGGCGAGAAGAUGCCCACGCCGAUCCAGUAUCCCGAAUACUCGCGCCAGCUCCGCGAGGACGUGGAAACCGGCAAGAUGAAGAGCGAGGUGGCUUACUGGCGCAGACAAUUCGCCACCAUCCCACCUGUUUUGCCUUUGCUGCCCUUCGCGAAGGCAAAGGUCCGCGCGCCGCUGCGCACGUAUAGCUUCAGCACGACCAGCAUCCGGAUUGAGCCCGUCCUGGUGGCGCGUAUCAAGCGCCGGUGCCGGAACUUCCAGGCCACGGCCUUCCACUUCUACCUGGCUGUGUUCAAGACCAUGCUCUUCCGCUUCCUGGAUGUCGAUGAGCUGGCCAUCGGUAUUGCGGACUCCAACCGCGCUGAUGCCGAGUUGCACCGCACCAUGGGCAUCCUCGUCAACCUGCUCCCCCUGCGCUUCAAAUCGAAACUCUCGACCACGUUCGGAGAGGCCGUCAAGGAGGCCCGCAAGUCCGCGUACGGAGCCCUCGAGCACUCCCGCCUGCCGUUCAAUGUUGUUUUGGACAACUUGCAGGUCGAGCGAUCAUCGACCCAUUUCCCCCUGUUCCAGGUCUUCAUGGACUACCGCCCGGGCAUCCAGGAGCGGUUGACGCUCGGUGAUGUCGAGGUGCAGCGGCUGGAUUGGUCAUAUGGUAAGAAUGCUUAUGAUAUUAACCUGGAUAUCAUGGAGAAUGCGGGUGGCAGUUCGUUCAUCACGAUCAAUGCUCAGGAGUACCUCUAUGGCCAAGCCGAGGUGGAGACGAUGCUAAAGGUUUACGUCAAUCUCCUGGAAGCUUUCUCAAGUAACCCUGCCCUCCGGUUGAAUGAGCCGGGGCUCUUUAACGAGUCGGAGGUUCAGGCUGCUGCGGAAUUGGGGCGAGGCCCCUAUCUCGCCUCGGAGUGGCCCGCCACCUUGUCUGAGCGUGUGGAGGAUAUUGCUCGUACUCGUGGCAGCCAAUUGGCCCUCAAGGACGGCGAGGGUAGCCGUUUCACUUACCAGGAUAUGAUGGCCGAGGUCAACAAGAUCGCCACGGCCCUUCUUGAGGCUGGGGUGAGCGAUGGAGAUCGGGUAGCCGUGUUCCAGCAACCCACUGCAGCCACCAUUUGCUCGCUGCUUGCCAUCCUGCGUCUUGGAGCUGUCUACGUCCCACUGGAUCUGCGCAGUCCCAUGCCUCGUCUGGCGGCUAUUCUGAAAGACUGCCAGCCCAAGGUCAUUCUGACCCACAAGGCCACGGCCAAAUAUGCCACUCCGUUGGCAUCCGAGACGACCAAGUUGAUCAACGUCACCACGCUUGCCGCUCUGCCCGACACGGCCUCCAUGGUCCCCAACCGCGCCGUGCCCAAUGCCACCGCUGUCAUCCUGUACACCAGUGGAUCGACCGGAACCCCCAAGGGCGUGCUGCUUCCCCAUAGCGCGAUCCGCAACGUGAUCGAGGUCACCACGAAGCAGUUCUCCAUCGGGGCCGAAACCGUGCUCCAGCAGAGUGCCCUGACCUUUGACCUGUCACUGCACCAAAUCUUCACCGCACUAGCGAACGGUGGCACGCUGUGCAUCAUCAGCCAGCCCAAGCGCGGAGACGCCGUCCAGAUCACCCAAACUAUUCAGGAAGAGAGCAUCACUUACACCCUGGCCACCCCGUCCGAGUACUCGUACUGGAUCCGCUUCGGUGCCGACCAUCUGACCGCUGCAGCUAACUGGAAGUACGGCUUCAGUCUAGGGGAGGAGCUGAAGCCCAGUCUGAAGGAAGAAUUCCGAACCCUUCAGAAACCAGGCCUUCGUCUGAUCAACACCUACGGCCCGGCCGAGAUCACUGUCAUGUCGCAUGCCAUCGAGAUCCCCUAUGGCGAGGAAGCUGCCGACGAGAUCAUCCCCGCUGGACGCUCGCUCCCGAACUACUCGCUCUAUGUGGUCGACCGGGCCAUGAAGCCGCUACCCGUGGGAAUGCCGGGUGAAAUUUGCAUCGGUGGCGCGGGCGUCAGUCAGGGCUACCUCGGGCUGGAUGCCAUGACCCAGGAUCGAUUCUCGGCCGAUGCCUUUGCGCCCCAGGCCUGGACCAGUCAGGGCUGGACCCGGAUGUAUCGCACCGGAGACAAGGGCCGCCUGCGUCCCGACGGGGCUCUCCUCUUUGAAGGACGCAUGGAUGGCAACACCCAGAUCAAGCUGCGCGGUCUCCGCAUUGAGCUCGGCGAGAUCGAACAUGCCAUCUGGCGUGCCAGCGCCUCAGCCCUGGACGAGGUGAUUGUCUCCGUGCGCGGCGACCCCGAGUUCCUCGUGGCGCAUGUCGUCUUCUCCCGCGAUUGCACCAUCCCCAACCGCGACGUCUAUCUCCAACAACUCCUGGACAACCUGCCCCUUCCCCAAUACAUGGUCCCGGCGAUGAUGAUCCCGCUGGACCGCAUGCCGCUGACCAGCCAUAACAAGAUCGAUCGCAAAGCUAUCAGCGCCAUUCCACUCCCCAAGGGCGAAUCCGAUGCCACGGACAGUGCCAAAGAUCUGACUCCCCUGGAGACCGAGCUCCUCCGCAUCUGGGAAGUGGUGCUCUCCCGGGACUUGAUGCAUUCCGCGCCUGUCGGCCCUAACCUGGACUUCUUCCAAGUGGGCGGUAACUCCCUACUUCUCAUCCCCUUGCAGUAUCUGAUCCGAGAGACCUUCAACGCGGUUCUGGCCAUGAUCGACUUCGCCGAGGCGCACACCGUCCGCAAGAUGGCCGCCCGCAUCGAGUCCACUGCCUCCGAGGUGUUGCUCGACUGGGCCGCCGAAACCGCCGUGCCCCCGAACCUCCCUCUCCCUGCGCUUCCCUCCACUGAGCCCCUUCCCCCCAGACGAACAGGCAAAGACCUCCGAGUCAUCUACACCGGCGCCACCGGCCACUCGGGCAAAUACGUCCUCGAGAAGCUGGUGGCCGACGACCGCAUCUCCAAGAUCUACCUCGUCGCCGUCCGCCUCAACGAAGAAGACGGCCCCGGGCCCCGCAAACUCGCCAUCGAAUCCGACAAAAUCGUGCAAUUCCCCGGAAACCUGCUGGACGAACGUCUCGGUCUGACCCCCGAGCAAUUCACCUUCCUCGCCACGGAAGCCGACGUGAUCCUCCACAGCGCGGCCAACCGCUCCCUCUGGGAUAACUACCAAGUCCUCCGCCGACCCAACGUCCUCGCCACCCAAGUCCUGGUCAGCCUGGCCGCUCCGCGCCAAAUCCCUAUCCACUUCAUGUCCUCGGCCGCCAUCCACCUCUUCUCGGGCCACACCGAAGACAGCUACCCGGAGACUACCGCCACCGGCACCCCGCCCACCGACGGAACAGAAGGCUACCUCGCGUCUAAAUGGGCCGUCGAGAAACUCCUCGAAAACGCCUCCCAUGCCUUCUCCAUCCCGGUGUACUUCCACCGCCCCGCCCCCGUCGGGCCCGUGCAAACCAUCUCCACGACGACCGUCUUCGCCGAGUUCCUGCGCGUCGUCCGCACGUUACGCCUACACGUCACCCGGGAAAGCAUCAAAGGGCACAUCGACCUGAUCGUCCUGGAAGAUCUAGCGCGCAAACUCCGGGAUCAUCUCAUUACCAGUACCAUGGAGGAAGGAGUGACGGUGCGGUAUCAUCAUCAUCACUCGGAUGUAAGGGUGCAGAUGGGCGAGUGGAAGGCGUAUAUGGAUGAAUAUAAUACGGGCUUGACGCUGGAUAUGGUGGAGACGGAACAUGCGGUGGAGUGGGUGGGGAGGGCGAAGAAGGUCGGGUUUCCGUAUAUGUUGGCCGCGCAGAAUUUUGAUAUGGCGGGCGUGAUGAGUGAGUUGCCGAUUGUGCAGAGGAGAUGAGCUGUGGAUGGGAGUGUAGCUUAG